Messenger RNA from Rodentolepis nana, 636 nucleotides. The record is from the annotation of a GenBank genome assembly. NCBI's taxonomy places the organism in Eukaryota, Metazoa, Platyhelminthes, Cestoda, Cyclophyllidea, Hymenolepididae.
AUGGGUGAUAGCCGCGUCGGUGCUUCUGAUUCCUCGGAUGACGAGGAGUAUAUUCCAACAGCUGAGAAUGAGGACUCAAGCUCAGAAGAAUCCGGAGAUGAUCUCUCUGAUGACGAGCUGGAAAAAGCUUCUCCAGAGGAAAAGAUAGCUAAACCAAUUGCAGAAAAAGACAGGGACAAAAUAUGGGAGGAAUUUCUCGAAGGAACAGAACAGAGUAGCCAAAUUGAACAAAACUCUUCCUCCAGAUCAAGGGACUCCUUAUCAAUUAAACCAAAUAUCUCAAAAGAACCCACUCCUAGCAAUAGUAAAAUAACUAACCACAAUCCUUUAAGCACAACAACUCUCGGAAUUGGCCAGAAACGGCCUGCACAGACUACAGGCAAUCGAUUAAGCGAAGCAUUUAAGAAGCUCAAGUCCUCCACUUUCGGCGCCAGUGCUCCUAAAAUUUCUACUUUAGAAAAAUCUCGACUUGACUGGGAAUCCUUUACCGAAAAGGAAGGAAUUAAAGACGAUCUCAAACUCCACAACAAAGGAAAAGAUGGAUACGUGGAACGAAAAGCAUUUGAAGCCCGCACACAGGAACGACAAUAUGAGAUGCUUAGAAAAGCUCGAUUGAAGAAUCUUUCACGGCGGUGA